Messenger RNA from Falco peregrinus (peregrine falcon), 4340 nucleotides. It is a transcript of the gene RFC1, whose product is annotated as replication factor C subunit 1. The transcript has 25 exons. Gene Ontology annotation, biological process: DNA repair; DNA replication. Lineage: Eukaryota; Metazoa; Chordata; Aves; Falconiformes; Falconidae. Gene Ontology annotation, molecular function: ATP binding; DNA clamp unloader activity; ATP hydrolysis activity. The record is from RefSeq and is a predicted model, not a curated record. Gene Ontology annotation, cellular component: nucleus; DNA replication factor C complex. Bases 445 to 3897 code for a protein of 1150 amino acids.
AGCCCAGCCCGUCAGCUCGCCCCGCCUGCUGACCGAGGGCACAACCGCUCCUCGCGGAGCUACACCAGCCAGGAGCCCACCAUUUUGCUGCGCGCUGCCAUACCCCCUCCCGUUACUAACAGGCCGGGGCUCGCCGCCGCUGCCCAGGCCUCCCGCCCAGGCUCAGCGCGGCCGUUAAACCCGCGCGGCCCGGGGACCCGCCGCAGCGGCCCGCACGGGAAGCAAAAGCGAACACACGGGCAAAGCCCGGCGGGAGUGCCCACCCCAUCACGGCGGCCGGGCCCAGGACGGCCCCCGCCACCCCCCGCCCUCCCGCGCCGCGCCACCGCCCCGCCCGUCGCGGCUGUGACGGCAGCGCCGCGCGCCGGGCUGCGGGAGUUGGCGCGAAGGCGGGAGGCAUGGGGCCGCGGGCGCCGCGCUAGCGAGAUACACCGCCGUGGCAGCAUGGAUAUCCGGAAAUUCUUUGGCGUUGUACCUCCUGGAAAGCGACAAGAAUGUGAGACUCUGAAAAAGAGUGAAAAAAUUAAAAAUGGUGAAGGACCUUCCAGUGGGAAGAAAAGGGAAAAAGAGUCUAAGGUAAAUAAUUCAUCCAGUGAAGAUGAUUCCAAACGAAAGCGGACAAACAAGAAAAAAAGAAUAAUCUACGAUUCAGAUUCAGAAGAGGAGAUACAGCCAGUAAAAAAACCCAAGCAGACAUCUGAGAAAAAACCAGCUCCUUCAAAACUUGGUAAAGUUCGAAAGCGGGAUCCUGUUGCUUACAUUUCAGAAACAGAUGAAGAAGAUGACUUUGUCAAGAAAAGAAUUUCAGUGAAACCAAAGGAGAAUGGGAUGUCAGCAGUUGGUUGUCAAGGAACAGCUGCAGUGAAAAAGGAAGAUGUAAAACCACAAGCUAAAAUCAAACCAUUAUCUUCAGUGAAACAGACUCCUACCUCAGCACUUGAUUACUUUGGGACAAGUAGUGUCCAGCGAUCAGAAAAGAAACUGGUAGCAAGUAAAAGGAAAGAACCUUCACAAAGCAGUGACAGCACAUUAGAUGAUGAGGCCAUUGCUAGGCAACUGCAGCUUGAAGAAGAUUCAGAGCUGGAGAGACAGCUGCAUGAAGAUGAAGAAUUUGCUAAAACUUUGGCCAUGUUGGAUGAAACACCACAGAAGAAGAAGGCUCGGAAAGAUUCAGGAGGAGAGCAAACAGUGCUGAGCGUCAAGAGCAGUCCUAACAUGACAGAAAGAUAUAAGCAGUCAGAAGGAGUGAAAUCAACAAACUCAACAGGUGAAGCAAAGAAUUACACUGCGAAGCAGCAAACUAAAUCUGAACAUUCAAAAGGCCCUCAUGUAUCCUCCCAAUCACCGGGUGGUAAAACAGCAAAAGAGUUGAUGAAUAAGACCUCGCCUUUGAAACCUAGUUCUAGGCUUGUGUCUCUGAAACAAAAAGAAGAGAUUGCUGAAAAGGAAAGAGGUGCUCAAAGUUUGGUAUCUAAAGAAAAAAAUACUCGAGGGAAAGAAAAGACAACACCAAAGAAGGAGAAAAUUUCUCCCAAGAAGACUGAGUCUGUAAGUCCUGAGGACUCUGAAAAGAAGCGAAUUAAUUAUCAAGCCUACCGAAGCUUCCUUAAUCGUGAGGGUCCAAAAGCGCUGGGGUCCAAAGAAAUACCUCGGGGUGCUGAAAACUGCUUGGAAGGCCUGACAUUCGUAAUUACAGGUGUUCUGGAGUGUAUUGAAAGAGAUGAGGCCAAGUCUCUGAUUGAACGUUAUGGAGGAAAAGUAACUGGUAAUGUCAGCAAGAAGACAAACUAUCUGGUUAUGGGGCGAGACUGUGGCCAGUCUAAAUGUGAGAAGGCAUCAACUUUAGGGACAAAAGUUAUUGAUGAAGAUGGCCUGUUUGAUCUUAUUCGAACUAUGCCAGGCAAAAAGUCCAAAUAUGAGCUGGCAGCUGAAACAGAGGCAAAAAAAGCAGCACCUGUAAAGACACCACAGAAAGCAGAAGCUGGAAAAAGGAAUUUUAGCCCUCUCAAGAGAGAAGCUGAUAAUAAAAAAUGCAGGUCUACUCCUCAAAAAGGAGAUACUGUCAAAUCGGCCAAGAAAGAAACGGUUGCUGUUCGAAAGCUUAUGGAUUUUAAACGGCAGACUGUAGAGGAGAAAGAAGCCUCAAAACCUAAGGGGAACUUGGUUUCUGAGAUAAAUGAAGACAAAACAGAGAAAUUGCUAUGGGUAGAUAAAUACAAGCCUGUAUCUCUUAAGGCAAUAAUUGGACAGCAGGGUGAGCAAAGCUGUGCCAAUAAACUCCUCCGAUGGCUCAGAAAUUGGCACAAGAAUACCUCAGAAGAUGGACAAGCAAAGACCAAUAAAACUGGAGGCAAAGAUGAUGCUACUGGUUUUAAAGCAGCAUUACUUUCUGGUCCGCCCGGAGUUGGUAAAACUACUACAGCUUCUUUGGUUUGUAAGGAGCUGGGGUACAGCUAUGUGGAGCUGAAUGCUAGUGACACUCGCAGUAAGAACAGUCUGAAGGAAGUAGUUGCCGAAUCGCUUAACAACACCAGCAUCAAAGACUUCUGUUCUGGCACAUCCUCAUCAGUUAGCGGGAAACAUGUAUUGAUCAUGGAUGAAGUGGAUGGUAUGGCAGGCAAUGAAGACAGAGGAGGGAUUCAGGAGUUGAUUGGUUUGAUUAGACACACAAAGAUACCAAUCAUCUGUAUGUGUAACGAUCGCAACCAUCCUAAAAUUCGUUCCUUGGUCCACUACUGUUUUGAUCUUCGUUUUCAGAGACCUCGUCUAGAACAGAUUAAGGGUGCCAUGAUGUCUAUUGCAUUUAAAGAAGGUUUAAAAAUUCCACCACCUGCUAUGCAAGAGAUAAUCCUGGCAGCAAAUCAGGACAUCAGACAGGUUUUACAUAAUCUUAACAUGUGGUGUGCAAAAGAUAAAUCACUGACGUAUGAUGAGGCUAAAACAGAUGCCAGCAGAGCCAAAAAGGAUAUCAAACUGGGCCCUUUUGAUGUUGUCCGGAAGGUUUUUGCUGCUGGAGAGGAGGUUGCUCGUAUGUCUCUUACAGACAAAUUGGAUCUUUUCUUCCAUGAUUAUUCCCUAGCGCCUCUCUUUGUCCAGGAGAACUAUGUACAUGUGAAACCAGCUGCCGCUGGAGGAAAUCUGAAAAAGUACUUGAUGCUCCUGAGUAGAGCAGCUGAUAGUAUAUGUGAUGGUGAUAUUGUGGACAAACAGGUUCGUAGCAAGCAAAACUGGAAUCUUCUUCCAACACAGGGUAUUUAUGCAAGCGUCCUCCCAGGGGAGCUGAUGAGAGGUCACAUGACCCAGUUUCCUGUCUUUCCCAGCUGGCUGGGGAAAUUUUCAUCCACAGGCAAACACGAUCGUAUUGUUCAAGAACUGGCAAUGCACAUGAGCCUCAGAACCCAGACAGGCAAGAGGACAGUAAAUAUGGAGUAUUUGCCGUACUUGCGAGACGCGCUUGUCCAGCCCUUGAAAGACUUUGGAGCAGAUGGUGUACAAGAAGCUGUAACAUUUAUGGACUCUUACUGCUUGGUGAAAGAAGAUGUUGAAAAUAUCAUGGAAAUAAGCACAUGGGGAGGCAAACCCAGUCCUUUUUCAAAGCUGGAUCCCAAGGUCAAAGCAGCUUUUACACGUGCCUACAACAAGGAGGCACAUCUGACUCCAUAUUCACUUAAUUCUGUCAAGAUAUCUAAAAGGCAGUCGGGGUCUGCAUCAGCCUUGGGACUGAAUGAAGAACUGAAUGUGGAAGAGAUCCAGUCUGAUGAGGAUGAGAAAGAUACUGUUGAAAGUGACGCAAUGAUUAAGAAAAAAACCCCUAAGUCUUCCAAGCUGCCAAAAAGAGAGAAAAAUGAAGAAACAACAAAAAAAGAAGGGAAGAGAAAAGAGAAAACAAGACAUUAAGCAGAAUAAAAUCUUGCUCUGGAUGUAGCUUUGCUUAUCUAACUUUUGGCAGAAACAUGAAACAGAUCCAUUGCUGGAGCUGGGAAAGUAGAACCAGUGUGUUGAAAAUGCUCCUCUUAUAGAGGUGAUGUAGCUACUGUACUCUCACACUAUGCCGUGCUGUACUUACUCUUAACGUGCUACAACCUAUAAAUACCCUUGUGCAACAAACACCAGGGUGCAUGAAACAUGAUGAAAAUAGGGUGUUAGUUACCUGAUGUUUAUGCAAAGUCUUCCUAGGACCCCGUUACUCUCUUUUUUUUUUUUAAAUAAAUCCCCUGACGUUAUGUGGUGAACUCUUGUAAAUACUACAUGAUGCAAAAAAGACCCCAAACCUAAAUUGCAUAUUUGUACAUUAUAGAAAUUAAGUGGUAUAUCAGAUAACAAUAAAACGUUUCACAGGA